UCUUUCUAUCUAUAUUUAUUAAAAAUGUAGAAGUCUGUAUUGUAUGUUAUACAACACGUAUGACGGUGCGUGACAAUCUACAGUCAUCUGUAAUGUAUAUUAUUAUUGUAUGAAAAAUGUUAAAAUAUUAUUUUUGAGAACUAAAUUGAUUCCAAAAAAAAGAUUAUGUUGAAUUUGUGGAGUAAAGUGUUUAAAAAUGACAACUCUGAAUGAAGAAACAAGAGCUAUCUGUGAUUUCAUUUAAGUCAAUAUAAGUCAAUUAAACAUAGAAGAAGUUAACAAUUUGAUAAGUGAAACUGUUAGGAACUGUGGAAAGUGAAACUGUUAAAGAGCAACGAUAGAUAGUUGUGUAUAAUUUAUCAGUAAAUUUAAUAACAUGGCUAUACAGUCAUAUAGCAUUGUGGAAUAUUAUGCAGAACAUGAGGGUUAUAAAUGUGGCUAUUGCAAAAGUCCAGAUACAAAUUUUAGUCAUGGCAUGUGGGCACAUUCGUUGACAGUGCAAGACUAUCAAAACUUGAUAGAUCGAGGAUGGAGACGAAGUGGCUGUUAUUGUUACAAACCUACCAUGAAUCAAACUUGCUGCCCACAAUAUACCAUAAAAUGUGAAGCAUUAAAUUUUAAAAUAUCAAAAUCUCAAAAAAAAAUCUUAAAGCGUAUGACGAAAUUUUUGAAAAACGAAUUAACAAGUGAUAAUGCUGGAGCUAUUAAUGAAGAUCAACAAGAUAAUAUAGAUUUAAACAAUAUGGAAGUAUCUAAUUAUACAAAGUAUAUGGCAAAAGCGGAAAAAAAUGCGUCACAUAUUAAUAUUUCAUCUGUUGAUGAUGAACUUGGUGGAAGACUGUCUGUGAAUUUAGUAAAAUCUAAACCUCAAGUAAACUCUAUUUCUGCAUCGAGGAGUAGUCAAGGACAGAUGACAAAUUCUGACAGUAAAAGUAGUCUGCAUGUUAGAAAUGAAAUUACUAAUGUAGUGCCUUGCAAAAAAGCAAAGCUCUUGCGUUUGGAACGCAAACAAAAUAAAUUGUUAGCUCAAGGUAAAUCACAAAGUGAAAUUGAAAGCAUCAUGAAAGAGAGAAAACAACAGAAUCAUAUCAAGACUUUAGAGGAAUUAUUUGAAGAAGUGUAUACUGGUUUGAAAAAGUUGGAGUUGAGAUUAGUUCGAAUUGCACCGAUGAGUCCUGAAUAUCUGAAAACCUCGAAAAAAUCUUACGAAGUUUACAAAAAGUAUCAGACCACGAUACAUGGAGAUCCGGUUGAAAAGAUCACAGAACAACAAUACACGAGAUUUCUCGUGAAAUCUCCUUUACAGCAAUGGAUGCCCAAUAAUGGGCCACCUCAAGGAUACGGUUCUUUUCAUGAACAAUAUUGGUUAGAUAAUGAAUUAAUAGCAGUCGGAGUGAUAGAUAUUCUGCCGUCGUGCAUCUCGAGCGUGUACUUUUUUUAUGAUCCCACAUAUAGUCAACUCUCUUUAGGAACUUUUAGUUCUCUGCGAGAAGUUUACUUGACGAGACAGCUUAACAAAGUCGCGAACGAUUUGAAAUACUAUUACAUGGGCUUUUACAUUCACACAUGUCCGAAAAUGCGAUAUAAGGCCAAAAUGCGACCAUCGAAACUUCUAUGUCCGCAAACGUACGUGUGGUGCGACAUAGAGCCCUGUUUAAUUAAAUUGGACAAUGAAAAAUACAGUCGUUUAAAUAAUGAUGUAAACGCAAUUGAUGAGGACGGUGUAAUCGACAUUCAAGAGGUACUAAUCUUAUACAAACGUAUUGCAAUGCCGUAUAAAAAAUACAAGGAACAACAAAAUAUAUGUCAAACAAUGCGCGGAGAAAAACGCAAGAUAAAGGAAUAUGCCAGUCUUGUCGGAAUGCAAUGCGCGCGAAAGAUGCUACUCUAUCGCUAUUCCAGAGAGUGAUUAUGUAAAAGUCACAAACAAUCGUAUCUCAGAAAUUUCUUGAAAAGAUCUUUUGGAAAAUGUUUUAGAAAUUAAUUGCUGGCUGAUAUUAUAAAUUAAUAUA
Messenger RNA from Camponotus floridanus (Florida carpenter ant), 2012 nucleotides. It is a transcript of the gene Ate1, whose product is annotated as arginyl-tRNA--protein transferase 1. The record is from RefSeq and is a predicted model, not a curated record. Gene Ontology annotation, molecular function: arginyl-tRNA--protein transferase activity. Gene Ontology annotation, biological process: protein arginylation. Gene Ontology annotation, cellular component: cytoplasm. The transcript has 10 exons. NCBI's taxonomy places the organism in Eukaryota, Metazoa, Arthropoda, Insecta, Hymenoptera, Formicidae. Bases 377 to 1909 code for a protein of 510 amino acids.